AUGACGAGCAGCGGCGUGGACGUGGCGUGCAAGCAGUGCCAGUGCCACUGCGAGGACACCCGCACCGCCAUCCUGUACAGCCUCCUGAGCCAGGACCUGGGCCAGGGCGGCGGGAGCUGCGGGCCGGCCCAGCAGCGCUGCCUGUGCCACCAGCGCCGCACCGUCCGCCUCCGCACGCCCCACGCCACCUGCCAGGCGGCCUCCGACGUGCUCGUGAAAACCGUCCGCUUCAUGAGAAACCUGCCCUCCUUCCAGCUGCUGCCGCGCGACGACCAGCUCCUGCUGCUGGACAGCUGCUGGGCCCCGCUCUUCCUGCUGGGGCUGGCGCAGGAGAGGGUGGCCUUCGACGUGAUGGAGACGCCGGCGCCCAGCAUGCUCAAGAAGAUCCUUCUCGACGGUCAGAGCAAGCAGCAGGAGCCCGAGAGGACGCAGCCCACGCUGGCGGCGGUGCAGCGGCUGCAGUGCUGCCUCCACACCUUCUGGAGCCUGGACCUGAGCCCCAAGGAGUACGCCUACCUGAAGGGCGCCAUCCUCUUCAAUCCUGAUGUCCCAGGGCUGAGGGCUUCCCUGUACAUCGAGAGCCUCCAGCGGGAAGCGCAGCGAGCGCUGCAGGAAGUGCUGCGGCCCCUGCACCCCGAGGACCAGGGCCGCUUUGCCCGCACCUUGCUGAUCGCUUCCUCCUUGAAAUCGAUCCCUCCCGCCCUCAUCACGGACCUCUUCUUCAGGCCGGUCAUUGGCAACGCGGACAUCGUCGAGCUCAUCGCCGAGAUGUUCUACGAGAUAACGAGCUGGCAGGCGGCUCCGGCGUCGCGCGGGCCGCUCUGAGCGGCCGCAGCUCCGCGCACGACACCUGCGACCUGUCGCGAGCAUCCCAGGGCGGCAAAUUCUGGGAGCGGGAUUGGGACAGGCGCUCCGGGCGCUGCGGAGAAUCACGUGUGUUGGAGGCGUGAGGAACAGCUCGCGGGUGGCUGUAACCUUCAGCCGGGCUGCGGAACACGCAGACAAAUCGCGUGGGUCCCGCGGAUGUUCACAGCGGCCGUCGCCUGUUGCAGGGUGUCGCGUGGCUGCGUGUCGGGUGUCUCCUGC
Molecule: messenger RNA, 1086 nt
Organism: Nothoprocta perdicaria
Lineage: Eukaryota; Metazoa; Chordata; Aves; Tinamiformes; Tinamidae
Gene: NR0B2
Product: nuclear receptor subfamily 0 group B member 2
Exons: 2
Coding region: 1-825 (274 amino acids)
Biological process (GO): circadian rhythm; negative regulation of transcription by RNA polymerase II
Cellular component (GO): nucleus; cytoplasm
Molecular function (GO): transcription factor binding; transcription corepressor activity
Source: RefSeq, a predicted model, not a curated record